AUGCGGGUGAAAAAUAUCGGUUUUCUGUUCUACAGCCAGGCAACACCUACCACCACCACCACACAUGCUGCCUGCCACGGUACUUCCACCCCCGCCUCCAUCACCAACCACACCUGCUGCAUCAUCAUCUGCUGCUUCCACACCUGCUGGAUCAUCAUCUGCUGCAUCAACACCUGCUGCAUCGUCAUCUGCUGCUUCCACACCUGCUGCAUCGUCAUCUUCAACACCUGCUGCUGCCACGCUUCGCGUGCCACGUGCAUUGACAAGGACUCACCUUACAUCCAGCCGUUUGCCUGCUGUUACUGA
Eriocheir sinensis (Chinese mitten crab) is the source of this 306-nucleotide messenger RNA. Its product is annotated as putative keratin-associated protein 4-16. The transcript is spliced from 2 exons. Bases 1 to 306 code for a protein of 101 amino acids. Lineage: Eukaryota; Metazoa; Arthropoda; Malacostraca; Decapoda; Varunidae. The record is from RefSeq and is a predicted model, not a curated record.